Syngnathus typhle (broad-nosed pipefish) is the source of this 1622-nucleotide messenger RNA. Its product is annotated as testis-specific gene 10 protein. The record is from RefSeq and is a predicted model, not a curated record. The transcript is spliced from 13 exons. The coding region runs from base 372 to 1343 and encodes 323 amino acids. Lineage: Eukaryota; Metazoa; Chordata; Actinopteri; Syngnathiformes; Syngnathidae.
UCGUGUGUGACGUCAUCGCGUAGUCUCAAGGCUCCUUUAUUUAAAAGUGGCUCGCGAUGCUCGGAAGUAAUAGUUACCAUUUUAUUUUGUUUUGAUUUACGUUGUUUUACUAGUAUUUUGAUCCAUAAAUAGAUUCCAUGUGACCGUCUUGUGCGUUAAAAUUUGAUACGGUUAUGCCGACACAGUUAUUACCGUACAAUAGCAUUGUCUGCUAAUGUAAACAGCCUUGGGACAAAACAUCUUUUUUUUUUUUUUUUUGCUCAGGUUUGUGCUUAUCAGUCCAAAAAUCCUACUUCUGAGUAGAGCAGGAGUUCCGUUGUAACCGAAUCUCCCCAGCAAGUGUCAAAGGUGUUACCUAGAUCGACUGCAAGAUGAACUGGGACCGCCAGGUGAGCUCCAUCCUCUCUGCAGCUGACGACAGCGUGGCUAACAUGAGGGGGAGACUGUCCUCACUGGGAAACGCAAGCAAAAGAGAAGAAGAGUCAUUUCAAUUCAAGGAGAAGUUUCAUGAUUCCGAUUUUGACACCCUUGCCGUCAGCGCUCCAUCAUCUAGUGCACAGCAGGUUCCUCCUUUCAAUCCUGGGGUGCAGUGGGCAGAUAUAGCCUCCAUCCAGUCUCAGCUCCAGACACAGAACCAGGCAAUGGAGUCACUCACCAAGAAGCUCAGCGACAUCGAACGGGAGAAGCAUUCUCAGCAAUUUCACAUCCAGACGCUUCAAGCCGAGGUGGACCGAUUGCGUCAAGACUUGAGAGGAAGGAGACGUGAGAAGGACUUUGCAGAACAGGAGCAAGUCAUGAGUGAUGUUGGAACGAGCGCCUUCCCUAAAGAGAGCUGGAGCUCCAAGACGUGUCGAGCGGAACUGGAACAUCUACGCAAAGAAGUAGAGCAGCUGAAAACACGACUGAGGAGGCAAGAGGAGGCCAUGAUGCUCCAGGAGAAAGAGGCCCGAGAGAACCGGAGACAGUGCCAGCAUAGCAGUGAGCAGAUGCUUCAGGAGCUGACAGAUCGCUACAAAUCUCACAGCACAGAUCUGGCCAAACGUUCCUUUGAGUAUGUGCAAAAGGAGGUCCACCAUAUCAGCAACGCCGUGUCAGAGCUCGAGGGCGAGGUCAUACGUCUGCGUGAGCGCCAAGUCACGUUAACAGCAAAGCAAAAAUCUUCGGACUCAGAUGACUUCAGCCCGACAGUGAGCCUGGCUGAGGACAGCUCGGAUCUCUCACUGCUGGACGAUCUUGCUCUCAAGCGUCAGAGUAUUCCAUCCGGAGACAAGAACGACUUCCUAGACGAGAAGGAAUAUGAUGACCGAGAAUUUGGAUCCGACCUGAGUCUGACGGAUUUCUGAUCUUCUUUUCUGUGAGGCAAGUCCUGUAGCCUGCGGAACUCCGGCCUGUUGUCUCGUCGUCGGAGUUUGAGGAAGAGGAGCAGGGUGAUGACGGCGGCGCUGAUGAUGAAGGCCGACACCAGGCCGGCCAGCAGGGGAUCCAGCUUCGGGGAGUCAUGGACCAUGAUGGCUGGAGCGGGACCACAAAGCACAAGAGAUGCAUUUUAAUGUCAUUUAAAUGUACUCAUUUUUAUUCGCCAUAUGAUGAUUUUUAAUUAAAUUGUUAUCAUUUGAAUUUUA